CAGGACAGCUCACCUCCCUCUGUAUCCCUCUGACCGGUGGACUGCGCGGAGCGAAGUGGGAGCCAAGCCAAGUCUCCUCUCCUCUCUCGCAGCGCUCGCAGUUCUCUCCCCCCAAAUCCGGCCACCUCCCCGCCGGAAUUCGUCGCCGGAUCGAGCCAGAGCUUGAACUGAGCUAUGGACAACUUGUGGCAUCUUGGAGAUGAGUUCCGUGGGCAGUCCAAGGUGAUGGAGGACCGUCAAUGGUCUCUGAUGACAUCAAAGUUGGCUGAGAUCACAAAGUCAAAGGCUGAGAGGAUGAAUGACUUUGACUAUGCGCGGAUGAACACUGUCCCUGAGAUGAAGCAGUGGGAUAGGCUACCCUACCACCAAGAUGACAGCAAGAUAGACCACCUCAAUCUUGGCCUCAUGAACUUAGAUUUUAAGAUGAAUGAUAUCAAGAUGAAUGAGGCUGCCAUGAAGUACCCUUUCCGCAACAUGCCCUAUAACAUGAAUCAGAUGUACCCCAAGGGAAACAAUGGUAAUGUCAAUUCAUUCAAGAUGAAUGCUGGGGCCAACAAAUAUUCGAAUAACAUAAAUGGGAAAGAGGCAAAUGGCAAACACAAUGGUAGUAACAACAACAACGGAAGCAACAGCAACAACAACUCUGUUGACAAGCGCUUCAAAACAUUGCCAACAAGCGAGAUGCUGCCAAGGAAUGAAGUUCUUGGUGGAUACAUCUUUGUCUGCAAUAAUGAUACCAUGCAGGAGGAUCUCAAGAGGCAGCUUUUUGGUUUGCCAGCAAGAUAUCGUGAUUCAGUCCGGGCGAUUACUCCUGGUCUACCUCUUUUCCUCUACAACUACACCACCCACCAGCUCCAUGGGGUGUUUGAGGCUGCUAGUUUUGGAGGAUCAAACAUUGAUCCCACCGCUUGGGAAGAUAAAAAGUGUAAAGGUGAAUCCAGAUUCCCAGCACAGGUGAGGAUUCGCAUUAGAAAGCUUUGCAAAGCUUUGGAAGAGGAUGCUUUUAGGCCAGUGUUGCACCACUAUGAUGGUCCUAAAUUUCGCCUUGAGCUCUCCAUAGCAGAGACACUGUCACUGCUAGACCUGUGCAAGUCAGACGAUGUCUGAGUUUGCUGCAGAGGUGGUUGCCUUGUGGUUUUAGUAAAUAUCAUCCCUGUAAUCUUGUGGAAGAUGGUUCGUGAUGUCCUCUCGUUCAUGAAGCGCAAGCUGUUGUUUGCAUUUUCCCCAGAAAGGACCUGGUGCUUCGAAGGCCUCUUAAGAUGUGCGCCUGUCUGUGUCGUGCCGUCCCUAAUCUUGGUGAAGUGUAUGUUUUCCUAUUUAUGUAUUGUAGUUGCAGUAUACCCAACGGGGAACCCUGAAAGAUGUGGUUACUGUAAUGCAUCUGCAUCAUGAUGCCCUAAAGUAAGGGUGUUGAUGCUGGAGUUUAUCUGUGUUGUACCUUGGGAAGUUAAAACCUUUGCAUUUGACUUGAUGCUGCUUCUGUACUGCUAGUGGUGAAAAUUGAAACCUUGCAUUUUGACUUGUUGCUGCUA
Molecule: messenger RNA, 1532 nt
Organism: Lolium perenne
Lineage: Eukaryota; Viridiplantae; Streptophyta; Magnoliopsida; Poales; Poaceae
Biological process (GO): response to endoplasmic reticulum stress
Source: RefSeq, a predicted model, not a curated record